Molecule: messenger RNA, 1229 nt
Organism: Rubroshorea leprosula
Lineage: Eukaryota; Viridiplantae; Streptophyta; Magnoliopsida; Malvales; Dipterocarpaceae
Source: the annotation of a GenBank genome assembly
CGAAUCGGCUAGGCAGUGACCUUAAUAACCUCUACUGCCCUUCUUCUUGUAAAUCCUAGUCUUUGCGGAGGCAACCACCGCGCAAUGGUUCUUCUACGUCCCGCUCCACCCCCUCCCACCACCGCCCUCUACUCGACGCACCCUCUAAAACCCACUCUCUCUCGUCUCACCCUUAAACCCUUUUAUCAUGGCAGCAAAACCCACAACAAGAACAAGGCUAAGAGAGGAAUAUGUAGAGCGGAGUUCUCGCAAGACGCACCCUUUGCCGCCGCAAUCGGCGUGUCUAUGCUGAGCUCGCUGCUGUUUCCUGUUACGGGUUCCAGGGAGGAAGAAGAUGGUGAUUCGGCUAUUAAUUUGGGUGAUAUGAGGUACGCCGCCAUGGGGAUCAUCAGCUUCAUCCCCUACUUCAAUUGGCUGAGUUGGGUCUUUGCCUGGCUUGACACUGGGAAGCGGCGCUAUGCUUUGUACUCUCUUGUUUACCUUGCUCCCUACCUAAGAUCCAAUUUGUCACUUUCCCCAGAAGAGAGCUGGCUUCCUAUUGCAAGCAUUGUUUUUGGCAUCAUUCAUGUCCAGCUAGAGGCAAGUAUUAGUAAUGGAGAUAUUCAAGGAUUCCAACUAUUUAGCAGAGCUACAGACCACUUUUCAUCAAUAAAUAGAAAGAAAGAUUCACAUGUCAGAGGAGAUCAAGGGGUUUCUAAGGCGAGAAAACAGGAGGAGCAAAUGAAUCUUCCUAAUGCUGACCAAAAAUCAAGAAAUGAAAUCCGGAAAUGGGGAGUUCCUAAAAAGCCCUCAGAACAUCAUGAACAGUCAAAUGAUGGAUGGGAUGAUGAUGAGAGGAGUGAACAAUAGAAAGAAAAAAUCAUGAUUGAGCUAGCUGUAUUACCAACAUCUUGCCAUUCUUCAGUUGUUGAAAGACAUUCAAAUUAUAUCAGCAAGAAUCAUGAUAGAGGGUAGGUAACUGGAUUGAAGGAGAUUACCAACUUUUUGCUGUUCCAUCUAAUCAUCAAUUACAAAUAGAAUUUUAGAUCGUUUAGACUUUAGAAAUAGAAUUCAGAUCACCCCUUUUUGCAGGGUCAAUGUUUCCUUAACCAUCACACAAUUUUUUGCUUGUAUGAGGAGGCAGGAUUCACUAGAAAGAUGAGUUUCAGACCCUCUAGCAAAUUGUUAAUGUAUACAAGUCUAGUCAAUAUUUAGUCUUUUCAUUUUUUCGAUAAAGAUGACCCAAGAUU